Etheostoma cragini (Arkansas darter) is the source of this 3524-nucleotide messenger RNA. Its product is annotated as zinc finger protein 703-like. The transcript is spliced from 2 exons. NCBI's taxonomy places the organism in Eukaryota, Metazoa, Chordata, Actinopteri, Perciformes, Percidae. Gene Ontology annotation, cellular component: nucleus. Bases 414 to 2177 code for a protein of 587 amino acids. Gene Ontology annotation, biological process: negative regulation of DNA-templated transcription. The record is from RefSeq and is a predicted model, not a curated record.
ACCCAGCGGACACUUUGAAGUCCUGCCUGUUGUGAUCAGUAAGAAGCUGAAGUCCGGACCGAAAACACGCAUUGGGACGUUUCCUCCCCAUACUUGGAAUAAAUAAAGUAUCUCAAGUCUUUUAUGCGUUUACAGAAGGUGCACUGUGUCCAUUUUGCGUCCUGCAAUUCACACAGUGGACUUCUUUUUGUGUUUUUGGGGUUUAAGAUUGGAGCAAAGGAGCCGUGUCGGAAGAUCAAGAUGCUUCAAACGAACUAAGAAGCUUCUCCGUCCUUCGGGACAUUUAAGGACGUCCAGCUGUGUUUAUUUAUUUUUUAUGGGACGUGGCUGCAUGGAUUACAUUUAUCACCUGUAAACCUUAUUUGGGACUAAAAGUAACGCACAUCCACCUUAAGCGCAGCGCCUUCACACCAAUGAAAUAUCUCCCUUUAGGAUCAGUAAGUAAGCCCAUCGAGCUCAGUGAGACCAGCGACAGUACAACGUCUCGUCCCGGUGCUGUGGUCUCUUUGUUGACCCCUCUAGACCCACUCCGGCAGGCAAAGCGGCUUCCCAUCCGAGUUCUCAAGAUGUUGACUGCGCACUCCGGACACUUGCUACACCCGGAAUAUUUACAGCCUCUGACGCCCGCACCCGUGAGCAUUGAGCUGGAUGCCAAGAAGAGUCCACUGGCCCUGCUGGCACAGACCUGCUCUCAGAUUGGUAAACCAGACCCUCCGUCCUCCUCCAAGCUGGGCUCUUCCUGCAGCCAGGGGGACAAGGAGACGAGCAGUCGGUCGUCUGGGUCCAGCUUGAAGCUCGGGGAGCACCGCCCCUCCGGGGAGGACAAGUGUAGCUUCAAGCCCUACAACAAAGGCAGUGGAGACUGUCGCAGGGACGGAGUUACCAGCAGCAGCUCUCACAGCAGCAGUGAUAAAGUUGGGUUCAGGGUGCCCAGCAAUAACGUCACCACUAACGGAAAUUCAAUCAACGGCCUGCAAUCCUAUCCGCCCCACGCUGCUUCACCCAGCUCUCGAGCAGGCAGCAGCACCCCACCAGGACACACUCAGCAGCAGCAGCAGCCUCACAAGCAGAGUCAUUCUCCUGGUGGACAGCCUGCGUCACACUCCCGGACUCCUAGUGGAGAAACUGUACGUGAGCAGGGCAGUCCCACCAGCACGAGCAGCAAUAAUCCCAAAAAAGACGCUGACGUGAACAAGAACCACUCAGACAGUCCACACGACGCCAACUCCAGCCACGUUCGAGCCAGCACGAACUGCAGUAACAGCAGCUCUGACGGUGGUUCCAACCAUGAGGGAGGUAAAGCAGAGUCUGCCCAGCCUAACCUCCGCCCUGGACGCCUGACUCCCAUUUCUCCUUAUAAGACAAGCCAACCACUCUACCCCCUGCCCCCCUCUAAUAUGGGCUACCACGGAUCUGUGGUGGGGGCUUACGCUGGCUACCCAUCUCAGUUUGCUCCCGGGCUGGACCCGACAAAGUCAGGCCUCGGCAUGGGAAGCAUGGGAAAGCACCCGAGCUCCAGCCCGCUCACAGGGGCCUCCCCUCCUUCCUUCAUGCAGAGUUUAUGCAGGGACCCCUACUGUCUAAGCUAUCCGGGUGUAUCCCAUCUCGGCGCAGGCAACUGCAACUCCUGCAUUCACGACCCUUCCUCCACCCUCAAGUCAAAUUUCCCGUUGGUGUACCCCUCCCACCCGCUGCACUCCUUCCAUCAAAACUCUAUGUCGUCCAGCGUGUCCUCCUCCCUCUCACAUCCCCUCUACACGUACGGCUUCAUGCUCAACAAUGAUCCCCUCCCGCACGCCUGUAACUGGGUCUCAGCCGGGGGGCCGUGCGACAAACGUUUCUCAACAACCGACGAGCUGCUGGCUCACCUGCGCACACACACAUCCCUUCCUGUGGGAAUGGACAGUAAGAUGAUCUCGGUAUCCUCCUCUGGACCUGGCUCCUGCCACCUUCACCUCCCCCACCAGAGCAGUCCAGGCUCCAUGCCCAGCUCCUUCUCUCUCCGGGCACCCCCCAGCCUGGGUUUAGCUCGCUAUCACCCCUACAGUAAGGUCCAUCUGCCCCCUGGACCCUCCUCCAUCUCCCUGCACUCUCUGCCCAACACAGGCCCGUACUACCCUCAUUACGCUCUCUACAGUCAAAGACUUGGAUCGGCAUCUGCUCUGGGCUACCAGUGAUACACCAUCUACUAACAUUAAAGGAAUAGUUCGACAUUGUGGGAAAUACACUUUUUCUUUUUCUAGUUGAGAGUUGGGUGGGAAAGCGGAUACCAUCAUACCAUAUAUUUCUCUUAAAAAUAAAACUACACCCAUUUAGCCUAGCUUAGCACAAAGACUGGAAGCAGGAGGAAAAAGCUACCGUGCCUCUAUCUAAAGGUAACCACCUACCAGCACCUUUAAAUCUUGUUUGUUUAAUACGUAAAAGCGUUCAGUUUCCAGGAAGAAAAGAAGUUACGGCUCCUAGCAAAGAAAAAGACCAGAACGUAACUCCUUGUUAAACACAAAAUUUGUGUUUAUUGUAAGUUCUAAACAAAUAAGUUAAAGCGAGUUUCAGAGGUGCUGCUGGACAGAGCCAGGCUAGCUGUUUCAAGUCUUUGUGCUAAGCUAACUCAGCAUACAAGAGUGGUAUUAUUAUUCUUGACUUACUUUGUCACCAGAAAGCCAAUAAGCGCAUUUAGCAAAAUGUCCGACUAUUAUUUAAAGCCUAUUACUUGAUUGUGACUUAAGACUGGAUUCAAGUGGAACUAGGAUGUGGGAGUGCAAGUCAUUGAUUAUGAUUUGAGUGCAUCUUCACACAUUUUCUUUAAUACAUUAUGAUUAUAUAUGAGAUUUGGUGUUUCUAAUCAGGCUCCACUCAGAUCAGAGGACACAUGUGGCACUUGCAGGUCUGCACAUUGCUCGGAUGCUUUUGCAACAGAAAUGACUGCCCUUGGGUGACUUCCCCCGCCCCUUUGGGCUCAGCAAAUUGAUGGUUAGAUGCUGUGUAAUAGCUCCUGGAUGUUCAGGGUGCUCUCUGCAAAUGAUGAUGAUUUAGUGUGGAAAAAUGUAAUGUGGCAAGGAUGGCAAUAAGCUGCAGCCGUGGGCUGAUGCAAGUCUGGCCACAGUCGCUUUCUCCUUGCAAGAGAUGCAUGUAAGCUUGACACAGCAACUGUUUAUUCAGCCCCAUGGUUUGUCAUGAUUUGUUUUGGUUCCUUAUGUUUUGUUUACUCCUACUGAGAAGUUGUAUUUAUUUUUCACCGGGUAUCUGGCUUUCAUGUUUAUCAUAUAAAUCUGCUCUCAUUUUACAAUCCUCUAAGCAGACAUGAUGACAGAUGUUGAAUAUGUCUUAACACUUCUUUGAGAAUGAAUGUUGAAAUCACAUCUCUCUCUCUCUGUUUCUGAACUCCUCGUUUUUUUCCCCCAUUUAUAACAGCAAUUCAAUAAAAAGGAGAUGGGAUAUUUUUAUGUAAAAAUUGGAACACCCGGUUGUGGUAUCCAAUUAAAGGGGAGGUCAUAUUUUGUUAAAUAAAUCACACUGAAGAUGUA